AUAUACGUCACAAGUAGUAAGAAGACCCGAGUUUGCUGUAUCUGUUGUGUAACCCAAACAUCGACAAAAUAAAGAUGGCUCUGGGCUGACCUAUGUUUGCUUCUCUUUCAAUAUCUCCUACUCUCUCUUCUUCAACCCCCACCCCCACUCUUCUCUUGACUAAAACAAAUGUCCAGUAGCGCUACUACCAGUACACCUGAACCCGUAUUUGUUCAGCCCAAGCCUUACAAGGUCGAUUUAGAACCUGGAAAGGAGUACUAUUGGUGUUCGUGCGGUCAGUCGAAAAACCAACCCUUCUGCGAUGGUACCCAUCGAGGCGGUCCAUUCAAGCCAAAGAAGAUUGUCGUCGAUGAAGCAAAAACGUACUAUCUCUGCGGAUGCAAGUAUAGCCACGACAAAGAUGGAUUCUGCGAUGGGACACAUCGUAAAGAAGAAGGCAUCAAAAAGUACAAUGAGUUUUUGCUGAAGGCCAACAGCAAGCUCAAAGAGGAACAUCAACAGCUCAAGGACCAAAUCGAAUCGUCGGAUCGUAAGCAGAAAAUUAUCAUCACGGCUCUCUCAGCAGUUGUUUUAGCAGUUAUGUAUACCGCAAAGUAUACCACCGUUUUUAGCUCAAACCAGUAAUGACGGUUAUGUUGGUUUUACGGUCGUAUACGUAGAUAAAAAUAAAGGAAUCGCGCUGUUGUGUAUAGGUGCAACCCCUUCUUUUGUGUUUCAGAGCAUGCAGAUAUACGCUAUAGACACC
Messenger RNA from Zychaea mexicana, 745 nucleotides. Its product is annotated as iron-binding zinc finger CDGSH type-domain-containing protein. Bases 169 to 624 code for a protein of 151 amino acids. NCBI's taxonomy places the organism in Eukaryota, Fungi, Mucoromycota, Mucoromycetes, Mucorales, Lichtheimiaceae. Gene Ontology annotation, molecular function: 2 iron, 2 sulfur cluster binding. The transcript has 6 exons. Gene Ontology annotation, cellular component: intracellular membrane-bounded organelle. The record is from RefSeq and is a predicted model, not a curated record.